Messenger RNA from Trichogramma pretiosum, 1010 nucleotides. RefSeq names its product trypsin-like. The record is from RefSeq and is a predicted model, not a curated record. Gene Ontology annotation, biological process: proteolysis. The transcript has 4 exons. The coding region runs from base 27 to 1010 and encodes 327 amino acids. Gene Ontology annotation, molecular function: serine-type endopeptidase activity. Lineage: Eukaryota; Metazoa; Arthropoda; Insecta; Hymenoptera; Trichogrammatidae.
CGGAGUUUCAAAACGCGACGAGGAUCAUGUCGAUAAGCCUGCCGAAAUUUUACGCAUUCGCUCUCUGCUGCUGGUUGGGAACGACUCUGGCAGCCGAGACCAACAACACCGGCCCCGAGCAGUACCUGGACUUUCGCAUAAUCGGCGGCGACGAGGCCGAGCCCCGGCAGUUCAAGUACCACGUCUACCUGGAGACCGGCUGGGGCUUCUACCUGUGCGGCGGCGGCAUAAUCGGCGAUCGGUACGUCCUCACGGCGGCGCACUGCGUUAUCGACACGCGCACCGAUCGCUUUUACGAUCACCCGCUAAGAAUAGUGGCCGGUACCGAUACUCGACUCAACGCAAGCAGCAACGAUCAUCAUUAUUCGAGCAACGGGGCUGUCGUGCUGGCCGUCGAGCAGGCCUACGUGCCCUACAUGUACAGGUCGAGCGACAUCGGCGACAUAGCGCUGUUGAAGCUAAACGGCUCGCUGGGCCUGGCCACGAAUCCGAAUCUGCGCGCCCUCGAGCUGCCGCGCGACCAGCUGCUCACCUACGACGACGAGGAGGUGCUGAUCAGCGGCUUCGGCAUCACCUGGCUCAAGUACUACAUGGCCCCGAGUAGUAGUUCCGCCGACGGUACAGCUGCGCCGGGUCAUCAGAGCCCGGCGGUGGUGGACGGCGAGCUGAGCGCGCGACUGCGCUACGCCCGGGCCGACGUGAUACCGACCCAGGCCUGCCGCAAGAUCUACAAGAGACGCCAGCCGGUCUACUACGUGCAGAUCUGCACGAGGCUGAGGCAGCGCGAGUACAGCCGGCCCGAGGGCGUCUGCGUGGGCGACAGCGGCGGCCCGGUGGUGCACAACAAUCGUACGAUCGUCGGCGUGGUGAGCCGCGGUCCGCUGUCGUGCUCGGAGCUCGUCGUGCCGGCGCGCCACACCCGAGUCUCGCCCUUCGUGCGCUUCAUCGAUCACGCCGUGCACGGCACCCACGACCCGGACAUGAUGGCACGAGUACACAAUUUUCUGUAG